Messenger RNA from Rotaria sp. Silwood1, 1602 nucleotides. NCBI's taxonomy places the organism in Eukaryota, Metazoa, Rotifera, Eurotatoria, Philodinida, Philodinidae. The record is from the annotation of a GenBank genome assembly.
AUGCAUGAUAAAGUCGAUGACCCACUUCCUAUACAUAUAUUUACUACACGUAACAAUCCUGAUCAAUCCACAACAGCAUUAAAUCUUAAAUUUGUUCAUCAUAACUUAUUUCUCGAUUCACUUCUUCAAAUGAAACCUACAGUAAGAGAUAAAGACGAAUUAAUUUCUCGAUGUUUUGAAUUAUAUAAAAACAAUAAUUCACAAUUAUCGAUUAUAAAAGAAUUUCAAGACGAAUAUAGAUCGGAUCGAGCAUUAUGGUGGUAUACUCGAGAUACAUUUCUGUAUCGUUUAUUAAAUAAAGCUCUUCGAGUACAAAACAUUGAUUUACUUUUUAUCUUUCGAUUUUUUAUUUAUGACAUACAAAGACAACUUGAAAUAAACCAAUGUUUACAAGCGAUUCAAACUUAUCGUGGACAAUUAAUGUCAAAAGAUGAAGUAAAAGAACUGGAAAAUUCUAUUGGAGAUUAUAUAUCAAUCAAUUCUUUUUUUUCAACAACUCGAGACAAAAAUUAUGCAAUUUUUUGUUUGGGAGAUGUAAAUUCAAUUCAUAAUGAUUUACAAAGAGUAUUAUUUGAAAUUGAUGCUAAUCCAGAUCAUGUUGGUAUUAAAUUAUUUGCUGAUAUAUCAUCAAAAAGUUACUUUCCUAAUGAAUGUGAAGUAUUAAUAAUGUUAGGAGCUAUAUUUCGUUUAAAUAAUAUUAUUUUAAAUGAAGACAAUAUUUGGGUGUGUCAUUUAUCGUUAUGUAGUGAUCAAGAUAGUGAUCUAAAAUCUCGAAUUAAUCAAAUAAAAAGAGAAUAUAUCGAUCAACAAAACACUAUUUUUAGUCUUGGAAAUAUCUUACAUCAAAUGAAAAAAUAUGAUGACGCAGAAAAAUAUUAUCGACGUUUACUUACUGAAUUUUUAAAUGAUCAUAAACAAACUGGUUUAUGUUAUUAUCAUCUUGGUCGAGUUUAUUCAGGUAGAAACAAUUAUGAACAUAGUAUUAAAUGGUAUGAAAAAUCACUUAAAAUCAUGAUGGAGACAAUGAAUUCAGAUGAUUUAAAUAUUGCAAAAUGUUAUAAUAGUAUUGGUAAUAUUUAUCGAAAAAAAGAAGAUUAUAAACAAGCACUUGAAGCAUAUCAAAAAGCUUUAAGUAUUUGGACCCGAGCACCUGAUGAAAAUCAUUUAAAAGUUGCUAUGUGCCUUAUUAAUAUGGCUGUUGUUCAUAAUGCAACAGAAAAUAAUAAUGAUGCACUGGAAUGUCUUGAAAAGGCUUUGAAGAUUAAGCAGGAAUAUCAUGGGACAAAUCAUUCGGAUGUAGCUGAGUUAUAUAAUAAUAUUGGAUUAGUUCAUGAAUGUCUGGAUGAUUUUGAUCUGGCUUUAGAAAAUUUUAAACGAGCACUGGAAAUUUAUCGAACAGCGUUCCAUUCACAAAAUAUUGACUAUGGAUUAACACUUGAAAAUAUUGGUUAUCUCUAUAAACAUGAUAAGCAAUGGAGACAAGCAUUGACAUAUUUAGAAGAAGCAGCGAGUGUCUAUCAUCAAAUAUUAUCCGCUACACAUCCUAGAGUUGUUCAAAUUAAACAAGAUAUUCAACAUGUUUUAUCUGUAAUCAAGAAUUGA